Molecule: messenger RNA, 1878 nt
Organism: Puccinia triticina
Lineage: Eukaryota; Fungi; Basidiomycota; Pucciniomycetes; Pucciniales; Pucciniaceae
Exons: 10
Coding region: 1-1878 (625 amino acids)
Source: RefSeq, a predicted model, not a curated record
AUGGCCGCAGAAGACGAACACACAUCAACCAUCGAACCCGCCUCGAGCCCACAGCCACAGCACCCUCCACCGAAGAGAGCCAGGCCACAAGACCAUCUCCAAUCUGAGGAGACCAAGAAGAAGAAGAAACUCAGAGCACUGAGCAAGAAGGACAGAGAAGAAGCAGAGCGCACAGUAGCCAGCCUGGAAAGACAGAAAACUGCCAGAUUGACUGCCACCUGCAGAGCACCCCUGACCCGCGUCGACGAUAUCAUCCAAAAGGCAUCAACAACAACCACCCACAACACUCCGGCCAACAAACUCAAAAAGAACUCCGCAAGCACCCCCGACCAGCAGAUCAUCCAGCUCUCCGAUUCCGACUCAGACCUCGAGAUCAUCAACCAGCCCACCACCACCCUCAUCAAGCAAAAACUCAAUCCCUCCUCCUCCAAAGCGGCCAAGAAGGACCCUCCCAAGUCGCAUCUCCUGGACGAGCUAUCCAAAAAAGCAGCCUACGAGAACGCGCUAACACGCGAGAGAAAGCAGGCCGAAUUCCUCGAAAGAGGCGGCCGGCUGUCCAACAGGGAGCUGCCCAGGCGUAACAGUAAUAAUCCAUCCGAGAUCGGCCUCAAAGCCAUCCUCCAUGGAGAGGACCAGAGUGCCAAGGCUGAAGAAGAUGAAGACGAGAUAGAGAACAGCGAUGAGGAUGAGCAUCAGAGGACCAUCACCAGACCACCCGCCGACCUGCCCCACCCCGGCUCACCAUCAACAUCCAAGCCUCUCCUCCCCCCAGUCCUGACGAGCAUCACCAGCAUCAUCCUCGCACCCGAUUCGACGAGCACCGACCGGGAGUCGCUGCGGAGCUCCAAGCCGCCGCUCUCCGAGCCCUCCGAGCCGGGCGGACCUCGCCGAUCGUCCUCGCCGAUCGACCUGCCCGGCUUCCAGCUCGAUGGACCCAGCCAACCAUCUGCGAAGAAGGAGAACCCGAGCCUCCUCGAGGGCUCUCCCCCCCUCACCGGCUUUGGCCAGGUGGAGUGCUCCGGGAUCGACGGCUUUGGCGAGCUCGAGGGCUCCCCCGCCAACAGUCCUAAGGAGCGGGAUAUGAUGAUGAUGGCCUUGGGCGCUCAGGACACUGCCGUCGAAGACGACGAGCAACCAACUCAAUAUGUCAACCAUCGAGGACUCUUGACUCAGAACAAGCCAAAUGGCCCUCCUGAUUCGCCACUGAUGUCUCAAGAUGUGAUAGCUCGAACGCCGUUUGCGUUAAGGAGAGACGGCACAAAUCGGCAGGGGCAAGGAUUUAUACAGAGGGAGACGGAGGCAUCGCCAACGAAGCCCCAGGGCGUAGUACCCUCGUCAUGGAGGGUCAUCCGAUCCGCUUCUCCCGAGCCUGCCCCCAAACAGCCAGCAGGAGGCGUUGUAGACGCAUUCGCGAAAGUGAUGAACGCGCAGAUAGAACAGAGUGCCAAUCCGUUCAAGUCGCCCCCACCGGUUCCGAGCAAGAAGGCCCGGGGAAGUGGGGGCGCAGGGAGGGCGUUCUUGGCGGAUGAGGCGGACGAGUCGGAGGAUGAAUAUGAAACCUUGUUGGGAAGGCGACGAGGUGGAGAGGGGGGCUCCGGCUCGGAUGACGAGCACGGAUCGGAGGACGAGGGGAGCUUGAAAGACUUGGUGGACGAUGCGGAGGACGAGCGAGACGAGCAGACGCGGAUGAAGGAGGAGCUGGCGCGCCGGGAACUCGACCAGAAGUACCACGAGGAGCUCGAGGCGCGAAGGACGGAGCACAUCCAGAAGGUCGUCGACGGAAAGGUGCGGCUCAAGCAGGCCCGGCUGAAUCGCUCUGGCGACGCGGAACACGCGGCCAAGAAAAAGAAACGGGCCAUCCACAAACUCGUCUUAUGA